CGUCGGGGAGGCACCAUGUGGAACCGCAGCGAGCGCGUCUCGAACUGCUCGGAGAGCGCCGACUUCCAGUACGCCCUCUUCCCCGCCGUCUACGGCUUGGUGUUCAUGCUGGGCCUGGCCGGGAACGGGUUGGUGCUGGGCUACUUCCUCCAGACCAAGUCGGCCACCGCCCCGGCCAACGUCUUCCUGGUGAACCUGGCCGCCCUCGACUUGCUCUUCGUCUUGACCCUGCCGUUCCGCCUCGCCUACCACGCGCUGCACAACGACUGGGUCUUCGGGGAAGCCCUCUGCAAAAUCACCGGCUGCCUGUUCUUCGCCAACCUGUACGGCAGCUCCCUCUUCCUGGCCUGCAUCUGCCUGGAGCGCUACGUGGCGGUGGUGCACCCGCUGCGGCACUUGCGCCUCCGACAACUGCGCUACCGUGUGGGGGGCGUGCUGGCGGUGUGGGCAGUGCUCCUGGCAGCCACCCUCUACCUGGCCCUCCGUGGGCCCCUGACCAGCCCCUUUGCUGACGGCCGCACGGCCUGCCUCGAGAACUUCUCCUCCAGCUCUUGGAAGGGGCGCAUCUCCAGCGUGAGCAUCUUUGCUGCAGUGGUUGGCUUUCUGUUGCCUCUUUUUUUGAUUGGCGUGUGCUACCCCCUAAUUGCUUGGCGGCUGCUGGCAACCCCAGGGAUGCAGCCCGGUUCCCGUGCUGUGAGACGCAAGGCGCUGCGGACAGUACUCGUGGUUCUAGGCGUCUUCCUGGUCUGUUUUGUGCCCUACCACGUGGUGCAGCUGGUCCACACACUUGGCCGUGUAGGCGUUCUGGGUGGCUGCUCCCUCAUCCGUGCCACAUAUGUGGCCCGGCGUGUGACCAUGGCUCUCACCAGUCUCAAUGCCUGCCUUGAUCCUCUUGUCUACUAUUUUGCUGCUGAACGGUUUUCAUGGCAGCCAUACUGGAAAUGCCUCUGCUGUCACAUGAAGUCACAGCACCCCCUGGGGCUUCACGUACUCUCUGCCAACAAGGGGUCCUCUACUGAGGAAAAUGCUGUGCCUGGUUCGGAGAAGUGA
Euleptes europaea (tarantolino) is the source of this 1050-nucleotide messenger RNA. Its product is annotated as lysophosphatidic acid receptor 6-like. Gene Ontology annotation, molecular function: G protein-coupled receptor activity; oxysterol binding. The transcript has a single exon. Gene Ontology annotation, biological process: G protein-coupled receptor signaling pathway. The record is from RefSeq and is a predicted model, not a curated record. Gene Ontology annotation, cellular component: membrane. NCBI's taxonomy places the organism in Eukaryota, Metazoa, Chordata, Lepidosauria, Squamata, Sphaerodactylidae. The coding region runs from base 16 to 1050 and encodes 344 amino acids.